CUCCCUUCUCUAAUAUCUCUCUGCCCCCCAACCCGAAAUACCCCUCCUCCUUCUCCUUCUCCUUCUUCUUUACCCCGAGUUCACAAGCCAAAUCUCAAUAAAGGUCGUUCCUUUCUGAUCCUAGUGGGUCGAAUUCGAUCGAUGGCUUCGAGGAAAGAUGUGGAUCGGAUCAAGGGUCCCUGGAGCCCCGAGGAGGACGAGGCCCUCCGCCUCCUCGUCCAGAAGCACGGCCCCCGCAACUGGUCCCUCAUCAGCAAGUCCAUCCCCGGCCGCUCCGGGAAGUCCUGCCGCCUCCGCUGGUGCAACCAGCUCUCCCCGCAGGUCGAGCACCGGGCCUUCACCCCCGAGGAGGACGACAUCAUCGUCCGCGCCCACGCCCGCUUCGGCAACAAGUGGGCCACCAUCGCCCGCCUCCUCUCCGGCCGCACCGACAAUGCCAUCAAGAACCACUGGAACUCCACCCUCAAGCGCAAGUGCUCCUCCGCCCCGCUCUCCCCGCUCGCCGAGGACGGCGGCAGGGCGGCCGACGUCGGGGGUUACGACGUCGACUUGAGCCCCAGGGAACGGCCGGCCAAGCGGUCGGCCUCCGCGGGGCCUUGCCUGAGCCCUGGAAGCCCGUCCGGAUCCGGCAUGAGCGACUCCAGCGUGCACUUCGUGUACAGGCCAGUUGCGAGGACCGGCCCAGUGGUGCCGCCGGUUGAGGCAGCCUCAUCCACUGAAGAUCCACCCACGUCGCUGAGCCUGUCGCUCCCGGGGGUCGCCGAGUCGUGCGAGGUCUCGACCCGGGUCGCCGCUGACCCGAUCCCCUUACUGCCCGUAGUACCAGAUCUUGCUCCGCCGCAGGCGGUUGCGCUGCCAGAGAACCCUAGGCACAGCGGCAACAACAAUAUCUUCCCUUACCCGCCUCCCGCCCCAAGGGUGGGGACCGACUCCUCGCCGUUCAAGGCGGAGUUCAUGGCGGUGAUGCAAGAGAUGAUAAGGGCGGAGGUUAGUAACUACAUGGCGGGGAUGUGCUCGCAGGCUGCGGCGGCCGAUAUAAGGAACGCCGUCGUGAAGCGAAUCGGGAUCGGGAAGAUCGAGUGACUGAAGACAGGAGGAGGAGGGAUUCUUAGUUUGGUGGGGGGCUUGGAGAAAAUGGAAAAUGGAAAAAACUGGACCUCCGUUUUUUCCUUUUUUCCUUUUUUUAAUUUUAAGUAGAGUUAAAAAAACAAAUAAUUUUGGCCGAUGGAUGUACAGUGGAAAAAGAACAGAGAGAGAGAGAGAGUCAGCGAGACAUGUAGAG
Rhodamnia argentea is the source of this 1282-nucleotide messenger RNA. RefSeq names its product transcription factor MYB44. Gene Ontology annotation, biological process: regulation of DNA-templated transcription. Gene Ontology annotation, molecular function: DNA-binding transcription factor activity, RNA polymerase II-specific; RNA polymerase II cis-regulatory region sequence-specific DNA binding. The transcript has a single exon. Lineage: Eukaryota; Viridiplantae; Streptophyta; Magnoliopsida; Myrtales; Myrtaceae. The record is from RefSeq and is a predicted model, not a curated record. Gene Ontology annotation, cellular component: nucleus. Bases 142 to 1083 code for a protein of 313 amino acids.